Molecule: messenger RNA, 1623 nt
Organism: Colletotrichum graminicola M1.001
Lineage: Eukaryota; Fungi; Ascomycota; Sordariomycetes; Glomerellales; Glomerellaceae
Exons: 7
Coding region: 1-1623 (540 amino acids)
Biological process (GO): peptidyl-serine phosphorylation; intracellular signal transduction
Molecular function (GO): protein serine/threonine kinase activity; ATP binding
Source: RefSeq, a predicted model, not a curated record
AUGGGCAAUAGCCAGGGCAAGCCCAUCGACUUGGAUGGUGAAGUCAACCUCAACCAUUUCCGCCUGCUACGAGUUGUUGGCAGAGGUGCCUUUGGAAAGGUGCGGAUCGUCGAAAGAAAAGACACAAAUCUCUCCUUCGCCCUCAAGUACAUCCGGAAAGAUGAAGUUGUACGAUCCGAGAGUGUGCGGAACAUCAUACGAGAGCGUCGAAUGCUCGAGCACGUGAACCAUCCUUUUAUCUGCAACUUGCGAUACAGUUUCCAAGAUAUCGAAUACAUGUACCUAGUUGUCGAUUUGAUGAGCGGCGGUGACCUACGAUUCCAUAUUUCGAGAAAGACCUUUACCGAGGACGCAGUGCGCUUUUGGAUUGCCGAACUGGGAUGCGCUCUUCGUUACAUUCACAGUCAAAACAUCAUCCAUCGCGACGUGAAACCCGACAAUGUUCUCCUCGACGCCGACGGCCAUGUGCAUUUGACCGACUUUAAUGUCGCCUCCGAUAUCAUUCCUGGAAAGGUUUUGUCGAGCAAGUCGGGCACGCUGGCAUACCUCGCCCCCGAAGUGUAUGCCGGCAAGGGCUACGACGUGCGUGCAGACUGGUGGUCACUGGGCGUCCUCUUCUAUGAAUGCAUAUAUAACAAGAGGCCGUUUGACGGCAAUUCGGAAAACACCUUGAGCCAACAAAUCCAGCUCGCCAAUCCCAAAUACCCCAUCACUUCACCGCCCGUUAGCUUACCCUGUUUAUACGCCAUCCGAGAUGCCUUGGACGUCAACCGCGACAAGCGAAUGGGCUCCACGUGGGAGAGUUUUACCAAGCACGAAUUCUUCAUGAUGAUCGACUUCGAGGCGCUCGAGCGGAAAGAAAUCGAGCCUGUCUUCGUUCCGGCUGCCGACAAGACCAACUUCGAUGCCACGUACGACCUCGAGGAGUUGUUGUUGGAGGAGGCUCCCCUCGAAGCGAGAGCCAGACGACAAAAGCCCCGUGAGCGGCUAAAAGAGGACGCAUCUGACAAGGAAAUCAGAGAGGAUGAACUGUACCGCAUGAUUGAAAAUGAGUUUCGUCCAUUCGACUACACGUUGGCUGCAUACAAGAAAAUCACUGGCCAAGUCGACGAAAGUGGAUACGUCAAUGGCGACAUGGUGAUGAUGAACCAGCCGCAGGCUUUGACGACUGAUGAGGCCACGCCUGUGGUAAUGGCUACGAAUGGGGGGUCGUCCAAAGCCGCGCAGCCUCUAGGCCCGUUACGAAAAAGCUCAAGCUUGGAAAAGGCGCCGGGGAGCGGUCAAGCCGGCGUGCCUCGUCGACCAAUCUCCAAACCACCCCCGAUACCACACUACCCCAGCCAGUAUUCCAAUCAGAGGUCGGUGCCGCCGGGAGCAGGACAGAGGGUCACUAGCCCGACUGGCGGCAUGCAGGUCACACUGGAUGGUGGCGGCAGCUGGUCUGACCUCGCCCGGCAGGACGCCACGCUACCAACGGACGCCAAUGCUAUUAGCGAAGGCAAAUCCGAAAGCUCUGGCGGCGUGUUCGGCUUCCUCAGAGGAAAGAAGGGGAGAGGGCAUAGCCCGAAGCCGAAGGAAAGAGGAGUAUUGGGUAAAGAAGGCGCAAGGCAAGUCAUUGGCUAG